AUGGGAGCGCGGGGGCUGUGCAUGAUCGCCCUAUUCGGGCUCGCCUUGGCUCAGGGUCCCGAGAAACGGCGCACUGGAAAUGUCUGCCACGUGGACAUGGAGUGCCCAGACAACGCCUUCUGCAGGCAGAGCAGCUAUUGCGUGUGCAAAGACGGCUUCGUGUACGCGGCCGUUAACAGCACUCACAAAGGCUGCUUGAAGGAGGCACGAAUUGGGGAGGAGUGCGUGCAGCAUAUUCAGUGCCACUCGACGAUGGGGGUGCAUUCGGAAUGCGCGGCUGGCGUGUGCGCCUGCGCGUCUAACGCACACCUGGAAGAUGACCGAUGCUACGAAAGCGCUGUGAUUGGUGACCGAUGCGUGGUGGACCAGAACUGCUACCUGGGCGAGCAGACUUCAGAGAGGCAGGCUUUCUGCGUCAGGGGUUACUGCACUUGCCAACUGCAGUUUAGCCCACGAGACAACGGGACUAGGUGCGUCCGUGACGCGGCGCUCGGCGAGGCCUGCGAAGACGAGCUGCAGUGCGCCGGCGCCGGUCUGCAGUGCCGCGGCACGUGCCGCUGCCGCGACUCCUGGGUGGCGCACGUGGAGACCAACUCCUGCGUGGAAUCCGUGAAAGGGCUUAACGAGCCCUGCGAGUACGACGUGCAAUGCGACGCGCUGUCGGGAACCGCUGACGCUAGGUCCCCCGGCGCCACUCUGUGCCUGGGCGGGACUUGCGCGUGCGCGUACAGCGCCCGCGCCGCCGGCAACCCGCCGAGGUGCUGGCACCGCCGCCGCCCUGGCCAGGAAUGCAGGCGGGACGAGGAAUGCGUAUCGGAGGAAGAUGAGCCGGGAUACUGUCUAUCCGGUCGCUGCACUUGCAAAACCUGCUCGCCCGACGCAAAGGACUUUGGUAGCGGCGCGGGAAAUCUGCGGCCGCCAUUGCUCGCGUCCGUCGUGCUAUAUGCCGCCAUCUUGAGGCAC
Messenger RNA from Iphiclides podalirius (scarce swallowtail), 963 nucleotides. The record is from the annotation of a GenBank genome assembly. NCBI's taxonomy places the organism in Eukaryota, Metazoa, Arthropoda, Insecta, Lepidoptera, Papilionidae.